Molecule: messenger RNA, 1308 nt
Organism: Yamadazyma jaroonii
Lineage: Eukaryota; Fungi; Ascomycota; Pichiomycetes; Serinales; Debaryomycetaceae
Source: the annotation of a GenBank genome assembly
AUGUCAAUCAAUUUCAACAUUUCAUCAAAGGAAACUCAACAAUACGAAUCUGAAUAUUCUGCUCAUAAUUAUCAUCCAUUACCUGUGGUAUUCUCCAAAGCUAAAGGUGCUAAAGUAUGGGACGCGGAAGGUAAAGAAUAUUUAGAUUUCUUAUCAGCUUAUUCUGCUGUCAACCAAGGUCAUUGUCAUCCAAAAAUUAUUGAAGCUUUGGUUGAUCAAGCUUCUAAAUUAACUUUAUGUUCAAGAGCUUUUUCAUCUGAUGUGUUCGGAGUUUAUGCUAAAUAUAUCACUGAAUAUUUCAACUAUGAAAUGGUCUUACCAAUGAACACUGGGGCCGAAGCUGUUGAAACUGGUUUAAAAUUAGCUAGAAGAUGGGGUUAUGUUAAAAAAGGUAUUCCAGAAAAUGAAGCUAUUAUCUUAUCAGCUAAAGAUAAUUUCCAUGGUAGAACUUUAGGAGUUAUUUCAAUGUCAACUGAUCCAGAUGCUACUACUAAUUUCGGUCCUUAUUUAUCAGGAGUUGGUCCACAAAUUCCUGGUGAACCUCAAGGUACCAUCUUAAGAUAUGGUGUUAUUGAAGAUGUUGAAUUAGCUUUCAAAAAUGCUGGUGAUAAAAUUGCUGCUAUUUUAUUAGAACCAAUUCAAGGUGAAGCUGGUAUUGUUGUACCACCAGCUGAUUAUUUAACUAGAGUUCAAGCUUUAUGUAAAGAACAUAAUGUAUUAUUAAUUUGUGAUGAAAUUCAAACUGGUAUUGCUAGAACUGGUAAAAUGUUAUGUUAUGAACAUUCUGAAAAUGUUAAACCUGAUAUUGUUUUAUUAGGUAAAGCUAUUUCUGGUGGUGUUACUCCAGUUUCUGCUGUUUUAUCAUCAAAAGAUAUCAUGUUAUGUUUAGAUCCAGGUUCUCAUGGUUCUACUUAUGGUGGUAAUCCAUUAUCUUGUAGAGUUGCUAUUGCUGCUUUACAAGUUGUUAAAGAUGAAAAUUUAGUUGAAAGAGCUAAUACUUUAGGUCAAUUAUUAACUGAAAAAUUAAAUGGCUUAAAAGAUAAAUUCGGUGGUAUUAUCUCUGAAGUUAGAGGUAGAGGUUUAUUAUCAGCUAUUGUUAUUGAUGAAUCAAAAACUAACGGUAGAACUGCUUGGGAUUUAUGUAUGUUAAUGAAAGAAGAAGGUGUUUUAGCUAAACCAACCCAUGAUAAUAUCAUCAGAUUAGCUCCACCUUUAGUUAUUGCUGAAGAAGAUUUAUUAAAAGGGGUUUCAGCUAUUGAAAAAUCAUUAGAAGCUUUACCAAAUGCUCCAAAAGGUCAUGGUCAUUAG